Andrographis paniculata is the source of this 1154-nucleotide messenger RNA. RefSeq names its product jasmonate-induced oxygenase 2-like. The transcript is spliced from 3 exons. The record is from RefSeq and is a predicted model, not a curated record. Gene Ontology annotation, molecular function: dioxygenase activity. NCBI's taxonomy places the organism in Eukaryota, Viridiplantae, Streptophyta, Magnoliopsida, Lamiales, Acanthaceae. Bases 105 to 1154 code for a protein of 349 amino acids.
UGUUGAUUACUUGCACCAAAGCAAUGUUCUAGAAGAGCAGCCAAACUUGUUCAUAUAAAGGAACUGAAACCAUCUAAUAAGUGUUAACACCAUCAAAUUCAUCCAUGGCAUCACUAGAAUUUGAACCUGAUUUCAUCCAGCCCAUUGAGCACAGGCCAAAGCUUCAGAUCAUCGAGGAGGACGGCAUCCCGUUGAUCGAUCUCUCCCCGUUAAACUUGAAUUUCUCGGAGCCCAAUUGGGAUCUUGUGGCAAAAAUAGGUGAUGCAUGCAGAAAAUGGGGAUUUUUCCAGGUGAUCAACCAUGGAGUGCCUGCAGAGGUUCGAGAAAGAAUUGAGUCAGCUGCAAAGGAGUUCUUCGCCCUCCCGAAAGAGGAGAAGAGGAAAGCGAGCCGGGAUCAGGUGAACCUGUUUGGGUAUUCCGACUUUGAGAUCACAAAGAGCGUGCGCGACUGGAAGGAGAUUUUUGACUGCACAAUAGAAAAUCCGACCGUUAUAUAUGCUUCUGAUGAACCUGAUGACAAAGAGCUGAAAGAAUUGACAAACAAGUGGCCUGAGUAUCCUCCCGAUCUUCGAGACGUGUGUGAAAUGUACUCAGCAGAAAUGCAAAAGCUCACUUACAAGUUGCUCGGGCUGAUAGCCUUGAGCAUGGGACUUCCGGAAGAUCGGCUGCAUAGCUUAUUUAAGAAUCAGACAAGUUUCAUGAGGCUGAAUUAUUACCCACCUUGUCCAGCUCCUGAGCUAGCACUUGGCCUUGGAAGGCAUAAGGAUGCCGGUGCAAUGACAAUCCUGCUUCAGGACGACGUAGGAGGACUUGAAGUGAAGAGGAAAUCUGAUGGAGAGUGGAUCUUUGUCAAGCCAACUCCUGAUGCUUAUAUUGUCAAUGUCGGUGACCUUAUCCAGGUAUGGAGCAAUGAUAAGUAUGAAAGUGUGGAGCACAGAGUGACAGUCAAUUCACAGAAGGAAAGGUUUUCGAUUCCAUACUUCAUAAAUCCUUCACACGACGUAUGGAUACAGCCCCUGGAGGAGUUGGUCAGUGAGCAAAGUCCAGCUAAAUACAAAGGAUACAGCUGGGGAAAGUUUUAUGCAACCAGGAAACUCAGUAAUUUCAAGAAGCUCACCACUGAAAACAUUCAAGUGCAUCAUUUCAAGCUUUAG